Molecule: messenger RNA, 1237 nt
Organism: Cajanus cajan (pigeon pea)
Lineage: Eukaryota; Viridiplantae; Streptophyta; Magnoliopsida; Fabales; Fabaceae
Gene: SRS3
Product: SHI-related sequence3
Biological process (GO): positive regulation of DNA-templated transcription
Cellular component (GO): nucleus
Molecular function (GO): DNA-binding transcription factor activity; DNA binding
Source: RefSeq, a predicted model, not a curated record
UUUUCCUCUAAGGAUUUUCUAUUGGUUCAUACUUAAUUUGUGGGUUUUACUUCAAUCUAGAAUUUAUUCUAUGCAAGUAUGGCAGCUUUGGCAUGGUGUAAAUUAAUUUCUUUGAUCACUGGUUUGAAGUGCUUCUAUAUAUAGAAAAUUAUUGCUUUAUUGAGUUUAUUCUAUACCCAUCACUGAGAAGAAGUACCACUUUUUUCAGAGGGAGGGGCAAAAAGGGUUUGAGUGAAAAAGACAUGAUGCUAGGCGAAGAAGCAGUAAAGGGAUCAUCAAAGUGUCAAGACUGUGGGAACCAAGCCAAGAAAGAUUGUUCAUACUCAAGGUGCAGAACUUGCUGCAAGAACAAAGGGUUUAACUGCCAAACUCAUAUCAGAAGCACUUGGAUUCCAGUCGAUAGAAGACGCCACAAAGUGGAGCAGCAGCCACUUCCCACUACUAAUCUUCUGGGAGAUAUUAUUCCUAAAAGGCACAAGCACAACACAUUUUCAAGUUUGGAGGAGUUCAGAUUUCCGGCUAUUAUGAGUUCCACUGCGUUAUUCAGCUGCGUGCAGGUGCGCUCUAUGGAUGACACGGUUAAUGAAAUCGCGUAUCAGACAUCUGUGAACAUUGGAGGACGUGUAUUUAGUGGUCUUCUUUAUGAUCAAGGCCCUGAACAAAGCUUCAAUGCUAGGGGUAACAACAUGUCCAUAGACCCUUUUGAUCAACAACACGAUCUCAAUCUUAGGAGUGCUUCAAUCCAUACUCGUGAUGGUGCAACUAUGCCUCCACUAUCAACCACUACUACCCAGGAACUUCUUUUCCCUCCUCCACAACCGUUUCCCCUAGCUUCCUUCAGGCCUGAUAUGACGUACUUGCCACAUCAGAAAUCUUAAUUUCUUCUUAAGAAUGUGUGUUUAGAUUUAAUUCAAUUUUAUGAAGGUGAGAAUUGUCAUUACUUUGCUAGAAAAACUAAGAGGGUAUACUUAGAUGCGGGGAAAGAAUAGAAUGAAACAAAAUUAAUGUUUACUAAUUCAACUGGAGGAUGACUUUAUUAGUUCAAAUAUAGAGCCUCUAGAUAUAUAAGCAACAUAAAGGGAAGGGGGGCAAAUUCAUUAAUCAACGAAGAUUGAGGGAGCUUGUUGAAUUGUUUUGGUUAAGUACCCUUACCAAUGACUAUUAUAUUAUACAUUUGUUACUUGAGUUUGAUAUUUAAUUUAGCAUGUAGCACAUGCCCCUACUCAUAGGUUUGGCA